Molecule: messenger RNA, 954 nt
Organism: Cutaneotrichosporon cavernicola
Lineage: Eukaryota; Fungi; Basidiomycota; Tremellomycetes; Trichosporonales; Trichosporonaceae
Exons: 5
Coding region: 1-954 (317 amino acids)
Biological process (GO): rRNA processing
Cellular component (GO): nucleolus; small-subunit processome
Source: RefSeq, a predicted model, not a curated record
AUGGUCAACUCAGCACGGAAGAACAUCAUGUCGCGGCGCAACCACAAGGAGCGUGCCCAGCCCCUGCACCGCGCGAAGCUCGGCAUCCUCGAGAAGCAUAAGGACUAUGUCCACCGCGCGCGUGAUUACAACUCGAAGAAGAUGCGCAUCAAAAAGCUCCGCGAGAAGGCCGCGUUCCGCAACAAGGAUGAGUUCUACUUUGGAAUGGUCAAGGGCCGGACCGAACGCGGUGUGCACAUCCAGGACCGCGGGAACGAGGCGCUCUCCGUCGAUGUGGUCAAACUCCUCAAGACGCAGGAUAUGGGUUACAUCAAGAUGCAAAUCACUCAGGAUGAGAAGAAAAUCUCCAGGCUCCGUGGCCAGCUCGAGGUGACUGCGUCCGCGGGCGGGUCGGAGGAGUGGGCCGCGGCGCAGGAACUCGCCGAGGUCGAGAAGCUCGCAGAGAUGGGCGUGGUGCUCGACCCCAGUGCGGCGACCAAGCCGAAGAGCAAGGGAAAGAGCAAGGCGCGCGACGUGCCAUCCGCCGGCCACAUCAUGUUCGCCCAGGACAGGACAGAGUUCGAGGGAUACGGUGCGGAUGGCGAGCAGACUACGCAGGCUGCAACGGAAGAGGAGGCCGUUGAUCUUGGGUGGCUUGAGCCGGAAACGGCCAAGAAAUACAAGUCGACGAAUGAGACCCCAGUGAAGGCCGUUGAGGAGGUGACUGAAGAGGAUGUUAGGAUACACCGCCUCGAGAUGCUCGCCGAGCUGUCUGCGCUUUUGGGCCGCGUGCGGACACUGCGUGACGUCGAGACCCGGAUCGCGAAACAGAAGGGGCUCAUGGGCAAGGGCUCGGCGCGACGCGUCCGGGAAGCGGGCUACGUCGAGGACGCGAAUGCGCAGGAGGACCGAAAUGGCGACCGUAAGAAGUGGCAGGAGAAGAUGUGGAAGUGGAAGCUCGAGAGGAAGAAGUAA